ACGAGUUCUUUAUUUUGUUUUCAAGAGAAGAAGAGUCGAGAAAAAAGUUGACGGACUAUCUUAUCGAUAUUAUUGUCAUGUUUCUUUGAGUUUUUCAAACAUGAUCGAAGAGAAAAUUACGGAUAUGAAUAUAGGAGGAGUUGUCAUAUUUACCAAAUCCCUCUUCAUCUUUCUUUUACUUGAUGUAUACUUAAAAGGAUCAUAUGCUGUGAACAGCAUGGAGGUAGAACAACAUUUGGAGAUGGGAAAGAAACUAUUGGCUGCUGGGCAGCUGGCAGAAGCCCUGCAGCAUUAUCACUCAGCUGUUGAUGGAGACCCUAACAACUAUUUGACAUACUUUCGAAGAGCUACUGUUUUUCUAGCCAUGGGAAAAUCAAAAUCUGCUCUGCCUGACUUAACCAAAGUCAUAGAACUAAAACCAGAUUUUACAGCUGCAAGAAUACAACGAGCAAAUGUAUUGUUAAAACAAGGAAAACUAGAUGAUGCCGAAAAAGAUUUUAAAUCAGUGAUUGAGAGAGGCCCAAAUGAUGAAGCUCUAUCACAACUAAAUGCUAUUGCUGAAUUGAGAAGAGACAUCAGUGAAGCCUACAUGUAUUUUGAACAUGGUCAGCUGCCUACUGCUGUGGACAUUUUAGGAAGGGUCAUAGAGAAAUGCCCCUGGGAUCCUAGUUUACAUGAGACUAGAGCUGAAUGCUACAUACAGAUGGGGGAAUACUACAAGGCCAUCAGUGACAUCCGUCCUACCACUUCACUUCGCAGUGACAACAGACCUGCGUUCUACAAGAUGAGCGACCUCUAUUACAAGCUUGGGGAAGCAGAGGAGUCAUUAAUUCAAAUCAGGGAAUGUUUAAAGCUUGACCCUGAUGACAAGCAGUGUCAGCCACAUUAUAAAAAGGUGAAGAAAUUAGUCAAACAAAUUAAUGCUGCGCAAGAGGCCAAGGUCAAUGGUCAGUACGACGAGUGCCUGAACAAAGCCAAGCAAUUCAUGAAGACUGAGCCAAACGAAGAGUUCUACCAGCUCAAAGGACAAGGCUACCUCUGCCAUUGUAAUGCAAAGGGUGGCCACAUACAAGAAGCUUUAAGGAUAUGCAACAGGUUGCUGAACAAAAAUCCAGAGAAUGUAGAGGCUUUAAUGGACAGAGCGGAAGCCUAUUUGGCGAGUGAAAAAUGGGAAGAAGCCAUCAAUGACUUCCAAAAGGCAUUAAAUAUGGAGGAAGGAAAUCGAAGGGCUCAGGAGGGACUCAACAAAGCACAGAAAUUGCUUAAACAAUCACAAAAGAAGGACUAUUACAAAAUAUUAGGAGUCAAAAGAACUGCAAGAAAGAAAGAAAUAUUGAAAGCAUAUAGAAAGUUGGCAGCUAAAUGGCAUCCUGACAAAUACGAUGGGGAUGAUAAGGCCAAAGCAGAGAAGAUGUUCAUAGAUAUCGCAGCAGCCAAAGAAGUCUUAACAGAUCCAGAAAAGCGACAGAAGUUUGACAACGGAGAAGAUCCUCUCGAUCCAGAACAACAGCAACAUGGAGGUGGCGGCCCCUUCUGGCACGAAGGCUUUAAUCCAUUCGGAGGCGGAGGAUUCAAAUUCAAGUUCAACUUUAAUUAACGAGGUGCCCAUAAUUUAGGACAGUUUACUGACAACUUAGAAAUAUUUAUUGAAAUUCCAAAAUCUUGUGCUGUGAAUGUGUUUGCCUUUUGGGGAAAUGUAAAUAGCGAGGAUAACACCAUUUAUAUAUGAGGGUAUGUUGGAUCUCACACUUGUCAUUUGAUAUCAGAGUCAUUGAUGUGCACACAGUGUGCAUUCAUGUGUAAAUGAAUAUAUUGAUAAAUGCCGAGAGGGUUAUAUGUCUGUGAUUAAGUGUGCUACAAGAUUGGCCUGGUUUGUGAUAUAUACUGUAUGAAUGUUUUGUUUUUGUGUCUGACUUUUUAUGGAUUAAGCAUAUGAAAAAGAGUUAGAAAUCAUGCAUUACGAUUUAAGAGGUUUUUGUAUAAGAGAAUCAUUCAACUUCUUGAAUUCUUACAUUGUUGAGAUGAAUUGAUUUUGUAGGUGUACACUAGGAACUUUAAGUUUCUUUAUAUGUUUUAAUGAGAUAUCUAAUGUAAUGAAACUUGUGAAUCAUAUGUAAAAAGUUUUUAGGUUUAAAUGUUUACACCAGCUAUUCUUUUAAUAAGUUUAUGAAUUAUAGAAAAGAAUUGUACGAAUGAAAUUUUAAAAAAACAGGUAUCAUUUUGGGUCCAAGUUGGAACAUUGCUAUUGGGUUAGCUUUAAAGGGUCCAUAGCAAAUUUACGCAAGAUAUCUCAUGCGCGGAUCUAGAGGGGGGGUCGGGGGGGUCCCGACCCCCCCUGGAAAAUGAAAAUUUAUUAAAUUUACAUAGUAAAAUUAUCGCGAAAAUAUGCCUCGGACCCCCCCUGGCAAACACAAUUAUCCUUCGGACCCCCCCUGGAAAAAUUUUCUGGAUCCGCGCAUGUAUCUCAAUCUGUUGAGGGAACCUUUGAAUGCCUACUCAGUGUAUUCAGUAUUCAACCAUAUUUUUCUUCUCCUUUAUGUUGUUUUUUUUUUGUUACUUGUUGAAGAAAUCCAAAGUGAAAUUGCAUAGUAAAAAUGACUAGAAUCACACCAACCUUGACAUCAGAUGCUGAACUGUGACUGUGUAUGGUUGUUUCUAUUAUCAGAACAUCAAGGCACAAUCAGUGUAUGUGAUAAAAUGUUUAUAGAGCUGAUAUCGACUCAGGGGGUGUAUUAUAUCACAAGUUUACUUCAUCUAUUUCCACCAGUUUUUACAUUUUAAAAAUUUCCUUCAAUGUAUAGAAUUAUGUUGGAAUACAUUUACAUUUAUUUUAUGUCCGUAAAAAUUAAAGAUUAAGAAAUUUAUUUGGUUUCCAAGAUUUGGUAAUUAUUAAUUUACAGUAGAUUUAAUUAUUAUGUGUGUGAACUAAGGUAUGUCUUAUUUAGUACUACAUGUAUAUGCAAAACACUACAUGUAUAUUUACAUGUUUUGAGAAUGAUGAAUUUAACAUGUGAAACGUUUGGAAAUUUGAUAAUGUCAGUACUUAGAAAAUUUUAAGUGCAGGAUAGAAUAAUAAUGUGAUAAAAGUUUGAAUUGGAAUAUUAUAAUGAAAUGAUUGACACUAAACUUGUCUAUGCAUCUGAUAAAUAAAAACGUGAUUGUUUAUUUGUCCUGCAAUACCAUUGCUUCAGGCAUUGGCUUCAAUAUGUCAUCUCACUGAGAGAAUUUAUUGUUAAUGAUCAAGAUGUUAUGAAAUACAAAUGCUUGUAAUUCAAAA
Molecule: messenger RNA, 3277 nt
Organism: Magallana angulata
Lineage: Eukaryota; Metazoa; Mollusca; Bivalvia; Ostreida; Ostreidae
Product: dnaJ homolog subfamily C member 3-like
Exons: 11
Coding region: 101-1597 (498 amino acids)
Biological process (GO): protein folding in endoplasmic reticulum
Cellular component (GO): endoplasmic reticulum
Molecular function (GO): protein-folding chaperone binding; misfolded protein binding
Source: RefSeq, a predicted model, not a curated record